Messenger RNA from Toxorhynchites rutilus septentrionalis, 4319 nucleotides. RefSeq lists its product as uncharacterized. Lineage: Eukaryota; Metazoa; Arthropoda; Insecta; Diptera; Culicidae. The record is from RefSeq and is a predicted model, not a curated record. The coding region runs from base 1084 to 2352 and encodes 422 amino acids. The transcript is spliced from 2 exons.
UUUUACACGGUUUUGUCGGGAACCUAUCUUCAGUGUAAAUCGUGGGAUAGGUGUAUUGAGUAAAGUAACACGGCAGUACAUGGCCGAUUUAGUUUUCAAAUGUUUUCAAACCAUCGAAAUUUACACAAUGAAAAUCGAUUGCUUCUCCCGUGUUGCAUUCUGUAUGUUCUUUGUUGAAUUUCGCUGUUCCCAGAAUGUAACAUGAAGCAAACCCAAUCGCAAACAUAUUGCAAUCGCAACAAAAGCAAUAAAGUGUUCUUUUGGCGUUAAGAAGUCCAGGGCUGAUGAAAUUUACGUGUAGUCGAGAAGUGUCAAAACUAUCGAAAAGAUAUUAAAUUUAUUUUGCAACGGCGCCCAAAAGAAUAAACACGUUUUCGAAAUGAAAAUCUAUCUGUAUAGGGUAGAUAGGAGCAAUACGACCAGGCGGGGCGAAAUGGGCCAGCCUUCGUUUGGGACUGUUUUUGAACCAAUAACGCCUAUUUUCCAACAAUUGUGUUAGAAAUACUCUUAUUAAGUAUCUCCGUGAAAACCUUAUUCAAAUUCAAUUGUUUUAUAAAGAUAUUAAAAGAAAUCUCACACUGACUGAUUGUCACGAAAAACAUAUAAAAAGCAGUCAACAAAAUAAGCUCUGUAUACUUCAUACUGAAAUUUAUGACUCUGCUCUUUAUAUCAAUUCGUACUAUUAUUAUUACUGAACAUUUCCACUGGUUUAUUUCGCUGCUUUGCCGUUUCAUGUAAAAGACCAGUUCAUUUCUAUUGAGCGUUACGGAACCGUUUGGUACAUCACGCCACUCGGGUCCGCCAACCUACGGUCGACAACGUGGAGCGUGCAGCGUCAGCAGUAUGCAGUCAUAAGAGGGCCGCGAGCGCAUGGCUCGCCCUCUUUUUCGCUGUGCAGUUCUUGUGGAGCACCGGUGGUGCCGUGUGAUUAGUGAUAAGUGAAUAAAUUGUUGAAAGUAGUUAGUUUUUAAAAGUGUUUGCAUAUCACGAUUCCCAUAAGUGGUGUCAGAAGUGGGAUCGUGAGGUGUUAAAAUAGUGGAAGAUCCCGCCGCACGAGUAACCAGCCGUCGAAGGAUCACCCGGAUGCUGCAAACACAACCAAUACUGUGGCUCCUUACGCUGGUAGGGAUGGCCACUUCAGACUUGAGAAUUCAUACCCUGGAUCAGAGUCCGAUCAUUAUAGUUCCGUUAGAACCCGCUAAAAUAAGCACUAGUUCUCUGCGAAUUGUGCACCCCAUAAACUUGACCUCAAUUGGAACAAUUGUAGAAAGCUUUAACGCCGUUUCUAUGGAGAGAUUGUCGAAUCAAACGCCUUUUAAGUCAAUAGUUAAAGCAAAAUUAGACAAAAUAAACUUGAGUUACAACCGAAUAAAACCACUACGUAGGAGAAAACGAUGGGAAUCUCUCGGAAAGGCCUGGAAAUACGUAUCGGGAAGCCCUGAUGCAGACGACCUUAAGAUUAUAAAUUCGUCAUUAAAUUCAUUAAUUAGCGAGAAUAACAAGCAAAUAAGAAUCAAUAGUGCUUUCGAUUCACGAAUGAGCAACAUUACAAAAGCAAUUAACGUCAUACUGGAAAAUGAGGAAAAUGUAAUACAUUCCUUAGAGGGCUUUGAUGUAUUAGAAUUAAUAUUCAAAAUUGAUGAGCUAUUAUACUACUUAGACAUAAUCGAAGAGGCGAUCACACUAGCGAGACGGAGUAUCCCAAGCAGCCGCAUCAUUCACCUCGACGAAUUGGAAACCAUUCAUCAUUCCCUCAUUAAUGACGGUUUCGGGCUUAACUCGGUCGAUAGCAUACUUAGUACUGCCAAUGCCUACGCAGUAUUAAACAACGAAAUUUUCAUGUACAUACUGAAGAUACCCAGGAUCAAAAAUGUACAGUACACCCUCAACUUCAUUGAACCAGUCAUUGUAGAUCACCACAGAGUCCACCUACAAACACAGUUUUAUUUGAAAGGACAGAAAUCAUUCAUGUUAAAAAGCGCUUGUUCCAAAGCCAACGCCAUGUUUAUAUGUUCCUCAACGGAUCUAGAACCUUUGACGGGUUGUAUGCAACAAUUGGUCUCCGGAAAUACAGCAGAGUGUCCCAUAGAACGCACCUACGGAAACAAAACUAUUCGGAAAAUCAAUGAUGGCAAUAUAGUCGUCAAUGCAAUCAAUGUAACACUUUCGUCAAACUGUUCAGUCACCCAACGCACUCUACAGGGGUCGUUCCUAAUCCAAUACUCAAACUGUACACUGAAAUUGGAUGACGAGGAAUAUGUCAACACAAACAUGGAGAUACAGCCGUUCAUACCUACCACGGGAUUGAAGCCGAAAACCUCCAUUGGAAACUUCAUUUCCUGGGAUGGAUAGCAUCCGUAAUCUCAUCAACUUUACUAAUCUGCAUACUGGGUUCAUCCAUAAUCAUCGUUUUGAAAUUCGCCGCCUGGAAGACACUCCUUACCAACAGCAAACCAGAAGUCAUCGAACAGGAUACCAUCGCAUCAACCGAGGCCCAUCCCGAGUCCAGAGAGGUACCGCUGAUACUUCAGCAGUAGACGAAAGCCGAGGACGUCUUUCAGCUAAGGGGGAAGCCGUUACGGAACCGUUUGGUACAUCACGCCACUCGGGUCCGCCAACCUACGGUCGACAACGUGGAGCGUGCAGCGUCAGCAGUAUGCAGUCAUAAGAGGGCCGCGAGCGCAUGGCUCGCCCUCUUUUUCGCUGUGCAGUUCUUGUGGAGCACCGGUGGUGCCGUGUGAUUAGUGAUAAGUGAAUAAAUUGUUGAAAGUAGUUAGUUUUUAAAAGUGUUUGCAUAUCACGAUUCCCAUAAGUGAGCAUAAAUGUACGGAGCGAAAUGGUCAUACCUGCUUGGGGCAGUAUGAUCAGGUAUUUUUUCAACCUAAUCUGUAAAUACAGCUGUCAAAAUUUGUAAACAUAGUUGGAAAUAGCUAGAUGUGGAAUCACAUAGAAUUAUACCAGAACAUCCGAUCGUAAAAAGUGGUCACAGAACAGUUUAGACGCGGCAAUCGUAGCAGUGAAGAGUCAGUGCGACAUGCAGCGUUAGUGCAUUGUAUCCCGCGAGAAACACUUAAAUGUUAUUUACGUUGUGCAGAUCUUUGCAGCUCCAGCUGUUCGGAUCAUUUAGUAACGUUUUUUUACGACGGAGCGAGAGAACGAGCUUGUAGAUUAUAUUCUCUCUAUGGAACAACGAUUUUACGGUGUUACGACGAAAGAAAUCCGGAAGCUGACGUAUGAUUUGGCCAAAAGGAAUGGUAUUUAUCUCCCUUUCAAUAGCCAAAAAUAGCCGGAAUAGAUUAAUUGGCUGGUUUUGCAAAGCGCUACCCAAACUCUUACUUCGGUCACCAGAAGCAACUUCCGCCGCCAGGGCACAAGCAUUCAAUCGCGUUGCAGUCGGGAAAUUCUACGAUUUACUAGAGUACGUACAGCAGAAAUACAACAUUCCACCAGUAAGGCAAUGAAACGUCGAUGAGACAUCAGUGAUUCCAGUAACUAUCUUUUAUCGAUAGGAGAAGGAAGUAAACUAGGAAGUAAAAAAAUGAUUAUCUCCAUUCGACAGGUGCAGACCAAAAAUUCCAAAAUUCUAGCAAAGCAAGGAAAAAGGCAGAUGAGCGCUGGGUGCUGAGCACGGAAUAACGAUUGUAGAAUCUUCCACAGAACACCCUAUGUUGCUACUGUGGGACACAAUUCAGCUCCUCUACGGACGGCGAUGGAUGGAAUCAAUGCUAUCAAUGCCACUGACUGCACAGAUAUUCUCUGUUCCUGCUUUGAGUAACGUGAAAUUGCAACAAUGUGAUCAAAGUAACAUUGUUAUUCUUUGUACAUGCAAACUGAAUGAAAUCCAAUGAAAUAUACGUGAUGGCUUGCUAAAUAGAUCAAACUUCCCUUUUAUGAACUUGUUACGUUAUUUCCUAGCGAAAAUAUGCUUAAAAGAUUGAAUCAACUAACAUGGUCGUAUUGCCCCGCAAUGUGGCCCAUUUUGCCCCGUAGCUUACAAUCGACGGAAAUGAAACACAAAUUUUAAAAGUGUAAAUUUUCCACAUAAAUCCUUUUUAAAGCGUAUUCAUAUAAUGUACAUCGAUCAAAAAGGUUUCAAAUCGUGAGGUUUUAACAUGUAGCAUAAUUUAAAAAUGUUCCUACAUGAUUUAGGACGUUUCGUACUUAUGGGGACCAUAUUGCCACUAUCUACCCUUCAUGUACCUCUGGUGGCUAAUUGUCACCUGUAGAUGCGCACCACAGCAUAAACAUUAGCUUUGUUCUCAUGACGUAUUUUCGAUUCUAACUUGAACUUUGUUACCCACCAAAAACUCCAUUCAAUC